Messenger RNA from Cottoperca gobio, 3393 nucleotides. It is a transcript of the gene dnm3a, whose product is annotated as dynamin 3a. The record is from RefSeq and is a predicted model, not a curated record. Gene Ontology annotation, biological process: receptor internalization; synaptic vesicle budding from presynaptic endocytic zone membrane. The transcript has 20 exons. Gene Ontology annotation, molecular function: GTPase activity; microtubule binding; GTP binding. Gene Ontology annotation, cellular component: cytoplasm; microtubule; synapse. Bases 435 to 2942 code for a protein of 835 amino acids. NCBI's taxonomy places the organism in Eukaryota, Metazoa, Chordata, Actinopteri, Perciformes, Bovichtidae.
UUGAAUCCGUUAGCUGUCAGAAAAAAUGUUUUCCUCCUGUCCGUGGACCAAGCUCAGUGUAGCGACCAGCGGCUAGCCUCUUAAAUGUAUCCAGAGUUUAGGGGAAACCACUUAAUGCGAACUAUUGGAGUUUUAACGCAACAAAAAUGUCUAUAGCGAAAUGUUUUCGGAGCCUUGAGGUCUGGGAGUACAAACUUCGACAAUACUCUCGUUACCAGACGCACUAACGGUAACGUACUAUCGGCUGCUAAAGUUACGGAGCUUUUAAAAAGUUGCCAACGUCCUUCAAGGAGAGUAUUAUUUUUUUAGGUUUUGUACUUAUCCGUAAUAAAAAAUAACUAUGGUAGCUACUCUAAGGACUGGUGUAGUGUAGAACCGGAGUAAAACAGGAUUUAAAGGAGCCGCUCCGCAGGUAGCCCGGCUGCCCCGUUGCGAUGGGCAACUGCGGGAUGGAGGAUCUGAUCCCGCUCGUCAACCGCCUUCAAGAUGCCCUGAGCACCGUGGGGCAGAGCUGCAGCCUCCACCUGCCGCAGAUCGCUGUGGUGGGCGGCCAGAGUGCAGGCAAGAGCUCCGUCCUGGAAAGCUUUGUGGGCAGAGACUUCCUUCCUCGGGGUUCAGGAAUUGUCACUCGCAGACCUUUAAUCCUCCAGCUGCUUAGCGCUAACACAGAGUACGGUGAAUUUUUCCAUUGUAAGGGAAAGAAGUUCACCGACUUUGAUGAGAUCUGCAAAGAGAUCGAGGCAGAGACAUGCAGACUCACAGGAUCCAAUAAAGGCAUCUCUCCUGUCCCCAUCAACCUACGGAUUUAUUCACCAAACGUGCUGAACCUGACUCUUGUGGACCUGCCUGGCAUCACCAAGGUGCCUGUUGGUGACCAGCCGGCAGACAUAGAGUACCAGAUACGAGACAUGAUCAUGCAGUUCAUCUGUAAGGAAAACUGUCUCAUCCUGGCUGUCACGCCAGCCAACACUGACCUGGCCAACUCUGAUGCACUCAAACUGGCCAAAGAUGUUGACCCACAAGGUCAGCGCACAAUUGGUGUAAUCACUAAGCUGGACCUGAUGGAUGAAGGAACAGAUGCUAGGAACAUUCUAGAGAACAGGUUGCUUCCCCUACGCAGAGGUUACAUAGGGGUUGUGAACCGCAGUCAGAAGGACAUUGCUGGGAAAAAGGAUAUUGAGGCAGCCCUGCUUGCAGAGAAGAAGUUCUUCCUGUCCCAUCCGGCCUACAAACACAUGGCUGAGAGUAUGGGCACCCCAUAUUUACAAAGCAUACUUAAUCAGCAACUGACAAACCACAUCCGGGAAACUCUUCCAGCCUUCCGUAGUCAUCUGCAGAGCCAGCUUCUGGGCUUGAGCAAAGAGGCCGAAGAGUACAAACAGUAUAGUUGUGAUGAUCCUGCCCGGAGGACCAAGACACUACUACAGUCAGUCAGUCAAUCAUUCUGGAAGUGUAUGUGUACACAUUUGUUUAAUUUAUAUAAAACUUAUAUUUCAGUGUUUCUCCUAGUUUGCGUGUUUCUGUCUUCCAGGUCAGUUCAGCGCUUGGCUGUCGACUUUGAGAAGCUAAUCGAGGGCUCGGGCGACAAAGUAGACACCGUUAAUUUGUCAGCUGGUGCUAAAAUCAACCGAAUCUUCCACGAGCGCUUCCCCUAUGAACUGGUCAAGAUUGAGUUAGAUGAGAAGAAGCUACGACGGGAGAUCAACUAUGCCAUCAGAAACAUCCAUGGCAUCAGGACAGGUCUGUUCACUCCUGACAAGGCCUUUGAAGCCAUAGUGAAGAAACAAAUAUCAAGUUUAGAGGGGCCGUGCAUUCAAUUUGUUGACAUGGUCAGUCAGGAACUAAUCACCACUCUGUACCAGUGUAUCAACAAGCUCAGUUCCUUUCCCAAACUGCAAGAUGAGACCGAGAGAAUUGUUACCACUGAAAUACGAGAGCAGGAGAGUAAAUGCAGGGAACAGGUCUUGUUGCUUAUUGACAUACAGCUUGCCUACAUAAAUACCAAACAUGAAGAUUUCAUUGGCUUCACUAACGCCCAGCAGACGUACAACCAAAGCAAUAAGAAGACAGUUGCAGGGAUGGCAGGAAACCAUGGUGUGGCCGCUCCUUCCAGACUAAUAGUCGUACGGAAGGGCUGGCUGACCAUAAGCAACAUCGGCAUCAUGAAAGGUGGAGCCAAGGAAUACUGGUUUAUCCUCAGUGCAGAGAGCCUGUCCUGGUUCAAGGAUGAUGAGGAGAAGGAAAAGAAGUACAUGCUUCCUUUGGACAACCUAAAGCUCAGAGAUGUGGAGAAGAGCUUCAUGUCCAGCAAAUUUGUCUUUGCUAUCUUCAACACAGAGUUAAGGAACGUGUAUAAGGACUACAAAUGCCUGGAGUUGGCCUGUUACUCUCAGGAGGAGUUGGACAGCUGGAAGGCGUCUCUGCUACAGGCCGGAGUCUACCCUGAGAAAGUCACCGUGGAUGGGCAGGGAAAUGGAGCUCUUGAAAACUGUACAGACCCCCAGCUGGAGCGUCAGGUGGAAACCAUUCGUAACCUGGUCGACUCGUACAUGAGCAUCAUCUAUAAGACCGUCAAGGACGUAAUGCCAAAGACCAUUAUGCACCUCAUGAUCAACAGCGUGAAGGAGUUUAUUAGCUCUGAGCUCCUGGCCCAGCUCUACGCUCUGGGAGAAUGCUCAGCGCUGAUGGAUGAGUCAACGGAGCAGCAGCAGCACCGGGAGGAAGUGCUCCGCAAGCACGCUGCCCUGAAGGAGGCACUCUCUGUCAUCGGAAAGUUCUCCACCUCCACCUGUACCACCCCUCUGCCUCCACCUGUAGACUCCUCCUGGAUACGGCCCUCCAGCCCGACACUCCCUAAAAAGCCAGUGACCGGUGGCGGUGUACGUGGCCAUGCCCCCUCUGUCCCUCGGUUGCCCUGCUCAUACUACUUCCCAGAGCACUGAUGGCCUUCAGCAGCUCUCUGGCCAACCUCACCGUGCUCCACCUAGUGUGCCAAGGAGGAGUCCUCCAGCCAUCCCAAGUGUGAAAUAACAGUCGAUUCUACUCAGAACUACAUUACCCAUCUAUCCUGGUGAUCCUUCCAACUGCAGCUCACUGCUGCCCAGAGACAGCCAUGACCUGUGUGAUGUAUAAUCCAGCUAAAGCACUUUGCUGGGCUUCUCUGCGUCUCCUCUGGGAGCUGCUGUCUGCAUAAUUCACUGAGUCUUGAGUCUGUUUUGUACAUAAUGUUGUUGACCAUGAAUACCGGAAUGUGCUCAACUGUCUGCAGAGUUUCCUUAAGUGCCUAAACUUUGUGUAAAUAAAAAGAGCAAUUUUGAGUUAUUAUACUAAAACAGAAUACACAUCCACUAUUUUCACUGUUUUUGAAUAAACAGGUUUUUAUUUUUGAACAUG